Drosophila guanche is the source of this 962-nucleotide messenger RNA. RefSeq lists its product as uncharacterized. The transcript is spliced from 3 exons. Gene Ontology annotation, cellular component: extracellular region. The coding region runs from base 53 to 832 and encodes 259 amino acids. NCBI's taxonomy places the organism in Eukaryota, Metazoa, Arthropoda, Insecta, Diptera, Drosophilidae. The record is from RefSeq and is a predicted model, not a curated record. Gene Ontology annotation, molecular function: chitin binding.
AAAUCUAACGUUGAGCAACCCAACUCCAUCACAUCCAAUAGUCAAAAGAAAAAUGCAAAAGUUCUUCGCACUCUUGGCCCUUGCUGCCAUUCUUCUUUCUUCCGUGUCGGCACAGAAGUGUAACGAGUGUCAGAGCAGCAACGAUGCCAAAUGUGUGAGCCAGACUAAAUUCCAAAAUUGCAUGAACAAUGUUGCAUUUGGGGCAGAGGCAACAUGUCCCACUGGUACCGUUUGCAGCAACACCGACGAUGUCUGCGUGAAGAGUGAGUCUGUGGAUGGGACGAAAAUUCUGGACGUAUGUGGCUCAGGAAGUGAAUCGAGCUCCGGAAACGGUGAAAACUGUGCUGUCUGCGUGGGCAGUAACAAGUUCGCCUGUGUCAGCAAGACCGAGUUUGCCCGAUGUGUUGACCAAAAGGUUUCCACAACACCGUUCUCAUGUGGCACGGAUGAGACAUGUGUGACAGAGGCCCUCGCCUUGUUUGGCAACAUCUGUGUGCCUAGCUGUGCCUUCGCUUUUAUCGGAUUGACUGCGGAUAAUAUCACUUGCACCAACACAGUUUAUACGCCACCGACCGCACCAGCUGUUCCCACGCAAGAAGAGUUGAAGUUAGCCUGUUCAAAUGCUGGAGACACAAAUGCGAGUCUAUUCUUCGACAUAGACAAUACCGCCGACACCACAUGCAGCAGUUAUAUUUACUGCGAGAAAGUUUCUGAUUCGAAUUGGCUUGCCAUCUUAUACAGUUGCAAGUCUCCCACUCCAUACUACAGCAAGGCUGAUAAUAAGUGCAUCGCAACCAAACCUACCAGGUGUACUGCGAGUGCACCUGCAUAGAAACUGCAUAGGUUCAGUAGCUCCUCUCACACACUUAAAGAUUGUUACUUGUACAAGCUCUUAGCAAAACGCCACUAUUAUAUACACAGAUGUUUCCUACAGAAACGAAAUAAAUACCCUGAAAAAGUAA